Molecule: messenger RNA, 2420 nt
Organism: Erythranthe guttata (spotted monkey flower)
Lineage: Eukaryota; Viridiplantae; Streptophyta; Magnoliopsida; Lamiales; Phrymaceae
Gene: SIG2
Product: RNApolymerase sigma subunit 2
Biological process (GO): DNA-templated transcription initiation; regulation of DNA-templated transcription
Molecular function (GO): DNA-binding transcription factor activity
Source: RefSeq, a predicted model, not a curated record
GCCACUUCUCUUAUCCUUACAUUUUAUCUCUUUCUGCCAUUCCCCCCUUCUCUCUCUCUUCUUUCUCUCUCUAGAAAUAUUUCAAGAGUUCUGUAGCUACUUCUCGACAUUUUGUCUGUCUGCAUACAAUCUCUCUAAGCUAAUACUGUCUUGCUAGCUUCAUUUGGACUAAACAAUCAGAAUACACACACAAAAACAAAAAAAAAAGAUUGCUCUUUUACCAAAGAUGAAGGGGGGAAUUGUACGGAAGAAAGAUAUUUGAAAGUUGGAUAUAUACAUGUAUGUAUGUGAAUGAGUGUAUAGGAGAAGUAUGUCGUGCCUGCUGCCGCAAUUCAAGUGCUCGCCGGACACUUUUGCAGUCAACUUCAAGUCUCAGACCCUUUUCACCGUCCACUCCUCGAAAAGUAGAGAAUCGAUCAAUUUCCGAACACAAUGUGUCUUAUCUACCACAUCUCCGCCACCAACUAUGGCGGCAACAACUACACUCCUUGAGUUUGAGAAGCUACAGCUAUCGCCAUUAGAGACUAUUCCCAAUUCACUCCCUGCUGAUAGAUCGUGGACUACACCAAGGGCUAAAACGUCAUUGCUCGACCUCGACAAAUUAACUUCCUUACCCGUUGCUUCGAACAAAACAUUGACGUAUGUCGGAUCAGUUGGCCCCCCUUCUGAGAUAAAUCUUGGAGCAAAUUUGGAUAAGGAGGCUCUUAUUACAAGUGACGAAGCUGUUAUUACAGCUGCUGCAUCCGAAGCACUGGCUUUGGCUAAGGCAGCGGUAAAGGUAGCGAAAGAUGCAGCUAUGAUGGUCAGCCUACACAGAUCGACAAAACCCGAUACAAAAAGCUUUCUUGAAGUUGACACCUCAGCUGAAAGAGUUGUUGUAAGAGAGGCUGAAAUUGGGUCGGGGGAAAAUGACGAUCAUGUCCUUGGGGAAUCCGAUGAUUCGGAGGAGCCUAGUGCGGAGGAACUUGAAUUGCUCGAUUUGCAGCUCUCCAGUAGUAUAGCUGUUAGAUCGAAGCGUCAAAUAGAGCGGAAAGUGAGGAGAGGCAGGGCAGCGGAGAAGGCGGCAGCGAACGUUGUGUCUGUGAAAUCUGGUUCUUCGAAGAAAAAACGAUCUCCUGUACAAGAAGUGGAUUACUCCGAUCCUCUUCGUUACUUGAGAGCUACGACAAGUAGUACUAGGUUACUUACUGCCUCGGAAGAACAGGUGUUGUCCGAAGGGAUUCAGGUUCUGCUGAAGUUGGAAAGACUACAAGUGGAGCUUAUCGAGCGUUUCGGUGGUGAGCCUAGUUAUUCACAAUGGGCUGCUGCUGCUGGUGUAGAUCAGAAAACAUUGAGGGAGCAAAUAAAUUACGGUAUUCUCUGCAAAGACAAAAUGAUUAAGAGCAAUAUACGACUAGUUAUUUCUAUUGCCAAAAAUUACCAAGGAGCUGGAAUGAAUCUUCAAGAUUUGGUUCAGGAAGGAUGUCGAGGCCUUGUGAGAGGUGCGGAGAAAUUCGAUGCCACGAAAGGUUUUAAAUUCUCCACAUACGCUCACUGGUGGAUAAAGCAAGCAGUGAGGAAAUCCCUUUCCGACCAGUCCAGAACAAUUAGACUACCCUUUCACAUGGUUGAGGCAACGUACAGAGUGAAGGAGGCUAGAAAGCAACUGUACAGUGAAAACGGAAGAGUUCCGAACGAUGAAGAAGUUGCUGAAGCGACAGGUCUAUCAAUGAAACGGCUUUCUGCAGUGAUGUUGACUCCUAAACCACCUCGAUCCCUUGACCAGAAAAUCGGGGUUAAUCAAGACCUCAAACCCUCGGAAGUGAUUUCAGACCCUGAAGCCGAAACAUCGGAAGAGUUGCUGAUAAAGCAGUUUAUGAAACAGGAUUUGGCGGACGUUCUCGAUAGUUUAAACCCGAGAGAGAAGCAAGUUGUGAAGUGGAGGUUUGGUAUCGAAGAUGGUAGAAUGAAGACUUUGCAAGAAAUCGGCGAGCUUAUGGGUGUGAGCAGAGAGAGAGUGAGGCAGAUUGAAUCUUGCGCGUUUCGUAAGUUGAAGAACAAGAAAAGAACCAAGCAGUUGCAACAGUACGUAAUGCAGUAACACUAAACCCCCCACCCCACCCCACCCCGCGCUACCCCUGCCUCGUUUCAUGUCUCGAGGGCGUUAGAGUCAUUUCGGUUAGCACAAGAUCACACUUUGCGGAGCGUUGCAUUCGUUAAAUCGACACCUUCAUUCUUGAGGCUCGUUGUUCUGGUUGUUGUUAGAGAGUGAAUAGUUCAGAUCUUUCUUUUUCUUUUUAAUUGUUAAUAGCACAUUUUUGUAUUAUUACAAAAAUACAAGGUUUGUUUUUUUUGGUUCAUGUAAGGAUGUGUUCCAAAAGGCAAGAAUGAUAAUUUUGAAUUUUUUUAAUUUAUUGCAUAUAUGCCCCUGAAGUUUUGAU